AUGAAGGGGUUGUUGCAGAACGGACGGGGUGUGGCCCACUCCGUACAGGUAAUGAUCUCACGGUGGAAGGAUAGCAUUUUGGACAGAGAUGUGUUGAAGGCUGGGGCCCUGAGGGCGACACAUAGUCCUUGCGGUCACGCUGAAUUUCAGCACGGAGCUUACGAGAAAUGUGUCCCAGUCAUGCUGCAUAAUUUCGACACCACGUGGCCGCAGACAUUUGGGAAAACGAUGAUAGUCUUUCGGCUGGCUUCGGGGGUAGAUAGUUAA
Molecule: messenger RNA, 267 nt
Organism: Histoplasma mississippiense
Lineage: Eukaryota; Fungi; Ascomycota; Eurotiomycetes; Onygenales; Ajellomycetaceae
Exons: 3
Coding region: 1-267 (88 amino acids)
Source: RefSeq, a predicted model, not a curated record